Molecule: messenger RNA, 2303 nt
Organism: Cucumis sativus (cucumber)
Lineage: Eukaryota; Viridiplantae; Streptophyta; Magnoliopsida; Cucurbitales; Cucurbitaceae
Product: heparan-alpha-glucosaminide N-acetyltransferase
Exons: 13
Coding region: 353-1837 (494 amino acids)
Source: RefSeq, a predicted model, not a curated record
UCUCUUUUCUGGGUUGGUUGGUUGGAACUAUAAAUAAGCAACUAUGAAGCAGAGGGGCCAAUGGGAGUGAUUGUGAGAAAGAGAAAAGGGAUAGCAGAAGAAGGAAGAAAGCAAAGUAUUUAGGCCAUAAUUUUGGGAACCAAUAAUCCAUUUUUCCCUUAACGCUUAACCCUUCUUCUUCUUCUUCUUCUUCUUCUUUCCCUUUUCCUUAACUUCAAUCUCUUUUUUCGAUCUCUCUGUUCUUCAUCAUCAUCAUCAUUUUUUUCUUCUUUUUCUUCUUCUUCAAACUUCCCACUUAGUUUUUUUUUUUCUUUUUUUUCUUUUGGUAUAUGGUGUUGUUGUUCUUGUUGUAAUGGCAAUCCGUAAAGAUAUGGGUAAUUAUGAGCCUAUUAAAGGAGCAGAUGACUGUGAUCUCGUUAAUGAGACUGCUAUUCUCAUAAAUCCAGAUUCCGUUACUCUUGUCUCUGUUUCUAAGCACUGUAAUCAGAGUGAUGAAGAUGUUGAGAUGGCUCUUCGUGGUUCACAUUCCAGAUCUCCUCUUCCUAUUCACAAUGCCAAUCCCUUAACCACUCCUGUUUCUUCUAAAAUCGAUGAACCCCAAUUUUCAUCUUCUGUUAGACCUAUUCUCCGAUCUUCCGACCAAUGCCAUCGUCUUGUUUCGCUUGAUGUGUUUCGCGGUAUCACUGUUGCGCUAAUGAUAGUGGUGGACUAUGCUGGUGGGGUUAUGCCUGCAAUAAAUCAUUCGCCAUGGGAUGGUUUAACUCUGGCUGAUCUUGUAAUGCCAUUUUUCCUAUUCAUAGUUGGAGUUUCGCUUGCCCUUGCUUACAAGAAAAUUCCAAGCAGAGGCAUUGCAACUCAGAAGGCUGUGUUACGGACGUUGAAGCUUUUGUUCUUAGGCCUCUUUCUUCAAGGUGGUUUUCUCCACGGUGUAAACAAUUUAACUUAUGGAGUGGAUAUCCAGCAAAUUAGAUGGAUGGGAAUCUUACAGAGAAUAGCAAUUGCAUAUUUCCUGGCAGCCCUGUGUGAGAUAUGGCUAAAGGGCAGUGAUUAUGUGAAUUCAGAAACUGCACUGCGGAGAAAGUAUCAAUUACAGCUAGUUGCUGCUGUUGUCCUCACAAUGUUAUAUCUUGCCCUGUCAUAUGGAUUGUAUGUUCCUGAUUGGGAGUACCAAGUUCCAAGUCUAACUACAUCCGAUGUGGCUUCUCCAAAGAUAUUUUCGGUGAAAUGUGGCACACGUGGUGACACUGGACCUGCCUGCAAUGCUGUGGGAAUGAUAGAUCGUAAGAUAUUUGGUAUCCAACAUCUGUAUAAAAGACCUAUUUAUGCGCGGACUGAGCAAUGUAGCAUUAAUGCACCAGACUAUGGCCCAUUGCCUCCUGAUGCUCCUUCUUGGUGCCAAGCUCCGUUUGAUCCCGAAGGACUUUUGAGUACAGUGAUGGCUGUUGUUACCUGCUUGGUUGGCUUACAUUAUGGACAUAUCAUUGUACAUUUCAAAGAUCACCGAGACCGAAUGCUUCAUUGGAUUAUACCUUCUUCUUGUCUAAUUGUAUUGGCCAUUGGCCUGGACUUCUUAGGGAUGCAUAUAAAUAAGGUUCUUUAUACAGUUAGUUACAUGAGUGUCACUGCUGGUGCAGCUGGACUUCUCUUUACCGGGAUAUACUUGAUGGUUGAUGUGUACAGUUGGAGACGCAUGAAUGUGGUGAUGGAGUGGAUGGGAAAGCACGCAUUGGUGAUAUACGUUCUUGCCGCCUGCAACGUUCUGCCUGUGAUUCUCCAAGGCUUCUAUUUGGGUCAGCCUCAGAACAACAUUCUGAGGCUAAUUGGGGUUCCAUCGUGAAGGGGUCUAUCCUUUGGAAUAUAUAGAAUAGACCACAUAGCUCGUGAUGUCGAUUGGUAUUUUCUAUUAAAAGAGGAAGGAGCAAUAAAAUGGAGAGGUAUAUGGUCGCUUCAUGUGGUCAAUCAAGCACUCGCUCGGCUCGUAUCUAAUAGAGAAAAUUAGUUUAGUUUAGUUUUGUGUAAAAUAUUUAGAAGGAAUGAAAUUGAAGUUAUAUAUUAUUAUUUUGGUGCUCUGCCUCUACACAUCACUCCACUCAUUGUAUACCAUGUUUUUAAGCCCGCCCAAUAUAAUUCCACACAAAAGCAGAACUCCUACUGCGUGUUAGUUUUGGAUGAUGAUGAUGAUGAUGAUGACCUUAAAAUCUUAUUGAUGACGACCUUAAAAUCUUUCCUAUACUUUAUGAAGGAAAGUUAUAUGAUAUCAUUUGAUUGAUUGAAUGAAUGGAUUAUCUACUUUUCUAUGCAAA